GGAUAUUCAUACUCAUAGUAUUGUUGCAGCAAUUUGUAGAUUUGAGAGAAAAGAGAGAGAUCAUGGUCGGCCUAGAAACAGAAAUAGCUGGGGCGCUUGUAGAGGGUUCUGUGACCUUUCUUCUGCAAAAAAUUGAUGCUAUUGCAACCAGAGAAUGGAAUUUGAAGCAAAUAAAUAGGAUGAAAGUCCAAGAUAUAGGACGAGAGCUGGGGAGCAUUGAGGCCCUCCUACAAGCUGAUUCAAAGGAAGAUCCUGAUCACCAAUACGCAGUCUGGAUUCAACAGGUCCGUGAUCAAGCUAAUGCCAUCGAGGAUGUUCUUGACCGGGUAAGGCUCGCUGAAGGUUCAGUGUGGUGGGGCUUGAAAAUGCGUUACUCCACCGAAGAGUUGAUACAGGAGAUUAACACGAGUCUGCAAAACAUUCAGCGGACAAGGGAGAGGUAUCACAGCAUGCGCUCCACUUCAACCCAUACUGGCUACAGCACAUACUUUCCUGUGAGAGCGGCUCCUUUGUUCACUGGCGAUGUUGACACUGUGGGCAUUGAGGAGCCUAGAAAUCAGCUGGUUUCUUGGGCCUUGGAACCGAGGCAGAGGCUUGAGGUGAUGUUCGUGGUGGGGAUGGCUGGACUGGGGAAGACCACUCUUGUCAACAGUGUGUAUGAGAGGGUGAAGCAGCACUUUGAUUGCCAUGUCUGGAUCACUGCUUCAAAGUCCAAAAACAAACUCGAUGUCUUAUGCACCUUGUUAGUAGAGGGAUUUGGGUGUUCAAUUACACAGAGGGCCGACAAGGUUGCUCAGGCGCGUAACCUGCGGAAAUUUCUCCACAACAAACGGUAUGUUAUAGUUGUUGAUGAUUUAUGGGAAAAAAAUGUGUGGGAGUCCAUUAAACUUGUAUUGCCAGAUGAUGGUAACAACAGUAGAAUAAUUAUCACUACAAGGAGAGGCGACAUAGCUAAUUCUUGCAGAGAUGAUGAUUCUAUUCAUAUCCACAAGCUCCAGCCACUGUCCUGGGAAAAUGCUAAGCAGCUCUUCCAUACUAAAGCUUUCUCAAAAAACGGCGGAUGUCCUUCAGGCUUGGAGGAAAUUUCCAAAUCCAUCUUACACAAAUGCGAUGGAUUGCCACUUGGGAUUAUUGAGAUCGGCAAACUGUUGUCAAGAAAGGCUCAAACUGCAUAUGAGUGGGACAAGUUACACAAUAGCCUUGAAUCUGAAUUGAGAAGCAGUGGUGGCCUUUCAAAUAUGAUGAGUGCGCUGUCCGCAAGUUACGAGGAUUUGCCUUACCAUCUCAAGUAUUGCUUCUUAUACUUGAGCAUGUUUCCCGAGAAUAAACCAGUUAAGCGAAGAAGACUGAUUCGGCUAUGGAUAGCUGAGGGAUUUGUAAGAGAGGAGAGAGGCAAAACUCUUGAAGAGGUUGGGGAAGAGUACCUGAAUGAGCUGAUUGACAGGAAUAUGUUGAAGGCAAAUGAAAUGGAUUUUGAUGGAAGGCCAAAAAGAGCAGAAGGGAACUUGACUGAGAAAACCCGGCGCCUAUCCAUCCAGAAGGAAGGCUUUGAUGUGCCUCAGGAUGAGCCCUUGCCCUGUGUUCGAACUUUUUUCAGUUUCAGUACAGGUAUGGUAAACAUUGGUUCGAAUUUCGAGCUAUUAAUGGUUUUGGACAUGGAAGGCACUCCUUUGGUAAACUUUCCAAGUGCCAUUACAGAUCUUGUGCUAUUGAGGUAUUUGAGUUUGAGGAAUACAAAUAUAAGGAGCAUCCCCUGGUCCCUGAGUAAACUACGGCACCUUGAGACCUUGGAUCUUAAGCAGACGCUGGUAACAAAGGUACCCAAAACAGUCCUAAAACUUAAGAAACUUCGCCACUUGCUGGUUUAUCGCUACAAUAUGGAAAGUGUCCUACCUUUUGAUAUUGUUCAGGGGUUCAAGGCACCAAAGAGGAUCGGCGCAUUGAAGAACCUACAAAAGCUUUCAUUUGUAAAGGCAAGUGGGCAGCACAGAAUGAGUCGGGAGCACAAAAUGAUACAAGGGCUCGACAAUCUUACGCAGUUGAGGAAGCUAGGCAUUGUAGAACUAGCAAAAGAACAUGGGGCAAGCUUGUGCAACUCAAUUGGGAAGAUGCGAAAUCUCCAUUCCUUGAAUGUGACAUCCCUUGAUAAGGAGGAGCCUCUGGAGCUGGAUGCAAUGGAUCCGCCGCGUCUUCUUCAACGCCUCUAUCUCAAAGGGCCCUUGCAAAGGUUUCCAAGGUGGGUUUCUUCUCUACAUGACCUGGUGAGAAUACGCCUAAAAUGGUCUUCACUCACAGAAGACAACCCAAUUGCAGCCCUUGAAGAUCUCCCAAACUUGAUGGAGCUGCAGUUACUUGAUGCAUACACUGGAGACCAGUUCGAUUUCAACAAGGGAAAAUUUCAGAAGCUUAAGAUAUUAGACCUUGAGAGAUUGGAACGACUGAAGUUUAUCAUAAUGGAAGAUGGCACAUUGCCUUGCCUACAAAAGCUGAUCAUAAGGCAUUGCAAGGAGCUGAAGCAGGUUCCCAUAGGUAUUGACAACCUCAAUCAUCUCAAUGAACUGUUUCUCUGCGAUAUGCCUGAGAAAUUCGUGGCCCAGCUAAGGAAAAAAGUCGGUGAACUUCGCCAUCUGCUUCAUCGUAUUUCGUAUAUUCGUUCAUAUCAAGGCCAGUCGAUGGAAGAUCUUUCAUGAGCCAUGACCAUAUACAGUACAUCUGAGACAUGCACCAGUGCAGCAAGAAUCAGGUCUAUAUAUAUAACAAUGUUAAUUAAGGUGUAAGUUGUUGGGAGAAUUAUCAUAUGGGUGGGCUGAUGUGAUAAGUACUAGGAAGACUUGCUCGUAUCAAGGAUUUUUAGAGCACAAUUUUACUAUUGAAUAUGUUUUCUAUAUUAUUUAUAAAUAAAUUUGAGAU
Molecule: messenger RNA, 2910 nt
Organism: Vitis vinifera (wine grape)
Lineage: Eukaryota; Viridiplantae; Streptophyta; Magnoliopsida; Vitales; Vitaceae
Product: disease resistance protein RPM1
Exons: 2
Coding region: 63-2690 (875 amino acids)
Biological process (GO): defense response to other organism
Molecular function (GO): ADP binding
Source: RefSeq, a predicted model, not a curated record